Leguminivora glycinivorella is the source of this 449-nucleotide messenger RNA. It is a transcript of the gene mRpL42, whose product is annotated as 39S ribosomal protein L42, mitochondrial. Gene Ontology annotation, cellular component: mitochondrial large ribosomal subunit. The transcript has a single exon. The coding region runs from base 96 to 437 and encodes 113 amino acids. Lineage: Eukaryota; Metazoa; Arthropoda; Insecta; Lepidoptera; Tortricidae. The record is from RefSeq and is a predicted model, not a curated record.
GCCGUUGUCAAUGUCAAAGGCAAGCAAAUAUGGUUUGAGGUUACGUUGUUUUAUUGGAAGAUUCAAUAAAUUAAAGAAUUUAGUGUAAUAAAACAAUGGCCUAUUUGAUACGAGCAGUGGGAUUCAAGCCCGUUGGAGUUAUAACUAGGAACUUUAACAAAAUUGUGAUUACGGACGAUGGAUCUACAAUAGUUGCCCUACAUAGAGACCAAGAAUUUCCAUACGAACAUUCAAGACCUCUUCCAGAUGAAGUUAAAGACGAAUCUAUCCUGAGAAUGUCUGACUACAAGGAAGUGAAGAGAGUUUUCCAUAACGUAAAGCCAGAGAUAGCGAGACAACAUUUAUCUGCAAUGACACUGACUACUAAGCACCGCUGGUUCCCAAGAGCGAGAGACAAGAAAGCUAAGAAUACUGAAAUGGACAGACCAUACUUGUGAUUAUGCAGAAGU